This is a messenger RNA of Pistacia vera, 696 nucleotides long. Its product is annotated as nuclear transcription factor Y subunit B-6-like. Lineage: Eukaryota; Viridiplantae; Streptophyta; Magnoliopsida; Sapindales; Anacardiaceae. The transcript has 2 exons. Gene Ontology annotation, molecular function: protein heterodimerization activity; DNA-binding transcription activator activity, RNA polymerase II-specific; RNA polymerase II cis-regulatory region sequence-specific DNA binding. Gene Ontology annotation, cellular component: CCAAT-binding factor complex; nucleus. The coding region runs from base 1 to 696 and encodes 231 amino acids. The record is from RefSeq and is a predicted model, not a curated record. Gene Ontology annotation, biological process: regulation of transcription by RNA polymerase II.
AUGGAAAGUGGAGGAUUCCAUGGCUACCGCCAGCUCCCCAACACUACUACUUCUGGGCUGAAGUUAACAGAGAUGAACAUGAGGCCACUUGAGAUAAACCAAACCAACAUUAACAACAACAGUCACAUUUCUUCUUCUGAUGACAAUGAAUGCACAGUGAGGGAGCAAGACCGCUUCAUGCCAAUAGCUAACGUGAUCAGGAUCAUGCGCAAGAUCCUUCCCCCACAUGCCAAAAUCUCAGACGACGCCAAGGAGACGAUUCAAGAAUGUGUUUCGGAGUACAUCAGCUUCAUAACAGGCGAAGCCAACGAGCGCUGCCAAUGCGAGCAACGCAAGACAAUUACCGCUGAGGAUGUGCUGUGGGCAAUGAGCAAACUAGGAUUUGAUGACUACAUUGAACCCCUGACCAUAUACCUCCACAGGUACCGCGAGAUGGAAGGGGAGCGAGGGUCGAUAAGAGGGGAACCACUGGUGAAGAGGGCAGUGGAGUAUCGGACAUUGGGAGUAGCAGCUGCAUUUGCACCAACAGCAUUUCAUAUGGGGCACCACCACCAAGGGUUUUAUGGAGGAGCAGGCAUGGGAGGGUACUUGAAGGAUGCAAAUGAGAGUAAUGGGAAUAUUAAUGGGGCAGGUUCAUCACAGGGUGGUGUGGCUAAUGGUGGUAAUAAUGAUGAAGCAUAUGCUCAGCAUAAGUGA